Messenger RNA from Asparagus officinalis (garden asparagus), 2134 nucleotides. RefSeq lists its product as uncharacterized. Bases 851 to 1387 code for a protein of 178 amino acids. The record is from RefSeq and is a predicted model, not a curated record. Lineage: Eukaryota; Viridiplantae; Streptophyta; Magnoliopsida; Asparagales; Asparagaceae. The transcript has 2 exons.
AAUCUCAAGUGGGUCUCCAUUUCAGGACUAAUUCUCAGCAAAAAAUACUGACUUGAAGUCCUCACACAAUACAACUGUGAAAUAUCUGUAAAGCCCGGUACCUAAAAUUUACUAGGAUCAAACAACAAAUCUUUCCAAAUUUAUCUAAAUUCCGGGAUAAAAACCAAAUCUUGCAGCAGCCUAACCAAAUCUCUACCAAUCUUCACACACAAAGCAAAGCAUGCCGAGCUUGCUUCCGCCGUCGGAGGCGAGGCCUGUGUGCAUCUCGACGGUCAUCGCGCCCACCACCUGCCUCAGCCUCGCCGUCGACGUCGAGCAUCCCCCCUCGAACUCCGCGAGAAUCUCGAGGAUCCUCGACCAUUUCCGGCGAUUCUUGACUCGUUUGGUCACCAGGAUCCCGGCAAUCGUGAGGGAGAGAGCGGCGCAGCCCACCGCUAUGCCGAAGCCCACCAGGUCCAUCAACGAUUAAGGGGUCAUGGCUGAAUGUGGAUGAGAGAGACACCAGAGAUGAGAGAGAAGGGGAUAGGUUUUAUUUAUGGGCUCUUUUGCAUAUACGCCUUUCUCAAAAAAUUUUGGGCUUUUGCGGGCAUAAAUACGUACGCAUUUAUGCGUACCAGAACCGGACACCGCCACUCUUAAGGAAUUUGCGGGCAUAUAUAUCAGUGCGUUUCUCAUACGCACUGAUGCGUACGCACUUUCCUCCGUUCUCUCUCUCCCCAAAAAUUCAACUCAAUUUUCCCCCAAAUUCCUUAAUCCCUCUCCCCCUUCCUACGAUUUCAGCCCAAAUCAUCACUACGACACCGACACUGCCAGCCCGCCCUCCGUCCGCCACCGACGAUGCCACGCCCCCAUGACACCGAUGCCGCCAGCCCGUGAUCCGUCAGCCCUCCUCCUCCGCAAUCUCGCCAUCGAACUCCUCCUCCGCCUUCAGCCCUCCUCCGUUGAGCUCCUCCUCUGUCCUCCGACGAUGACGCCACGCCGCCACGACACCAAAUCACCACCAGCCCGCCCUCUGUCAGCCCUCCUCCACAAUCUCGUCGUCGAGCUCCUCCUCCGCCUUCAGCGACAACUCCAACGUGAUCUCACCGUCGAGAUCCUCCUCCGCUACCCGGUUCCUCAAGUUUUGCAAGGUGGUUGGAACUUUUUCAAGCGGCAGGCAUCGGGAGAAAUAUUACUCCGUCUUACAUAUAAGGCCUAUGUUGAAGAUGAAGAAGAUGUAGCAGAUAUGAAACAUGUGGAUGAUAAUUUAUCUGAUGACGAGAUAUCAGAUUAUGAGCAAGCAAAAAAUGCAUCUGGAGAAAGCAAAAUUGAAAGAGAAAGAGAAUCAUUUAUGGAUGUCCUAGCAGCUUUGCUUGUAAGCGAGGAAUUUCAAGAUAUAGUGGCAUAAUGGGAUUCUCUAAAGCUAUACAUACAUACAUACAUACAUACAUACAUACAUACAUAUAUGUAUAUGUACAUCCAAAUUUAUCUCUUUUCUUUCAUCUCUCCUGUUCUUGUAAAUCCCCGUAAAAUUUUGAAAUAUUAUUUUAAAAUGAUAAAAUAUGAGUUUUAUCAUGUUUGGAAAUAUUUUGCGAUGAAUUAGCAUGUUUGAAAUCGAUUUGAGAUCGAAUACGUACAUAUAUGUGAGUAUCAUGCACAAAAUAUAUCAAAACCUGUAAGUUAGAUUUUCAUUCUGGUCGGUCGACCGAUGGGAACAACUGGUCGACUGAUGUGUAGUUAUCGGUUGAUCGAUUUUCAUAACUAAUCGACCGAUGAGCAUGAAUUCUGGGGUUUAGUUUCGGGUUGGUUUUUGACCCAAUUGCAUAUAAGUAUAUAAAUACAUGUUUUCAUGAAAUUUUUUUCCUUUUCAACAUAAUCUCUGAACCCUAGCAGCAGUCACGUUCUCUCUCAAAACCCUAACCCUAAUUUUUGAGUUUGGGAAAGCUUUGUGAAGCGAAUACCGAGUGGAGAGCGAGAUAUAUGGUGUUUGGUGAUGAAGGGUCAAGUCUUGCUUGCGUGUAAGAGAUCAGCACAUUUGAAAAGGCAAGAUCAUCUUCCUCAAAACCUUUCCUUAGCUAAAGAUAAUGUCAUUUUGUGUUAUAUGAAUAAUCUAAUGAUUAGGGCUUAAUCUGAUUUGUUAACACCUUGUUUAUAA